CUCGGGACGAACGCUUCGAUCUUCCAUUAUCCCCAAGGCUCAAACCAAAGGGGGAAAUCUCGCGAGCGAUGUCUCAAGCGUCAGACUCUCCCGUCUCCGAUCCCCCAACGGGCGGCAGCAGCGGAAUCAGCACUCCACCUCGACGCGCGUGUCAUGCAUGUGAUUCGUGCCACCGCCGAAAGAUCAAAUGCGAUGGCAGUACGCCCCCCUGCGAUUGGUGUCGACACCAUAAUGUCACAUGUACCUUCAACAGGGUUAAAGGAGGGAGGCGGAAGAGGCAGGCGGGUUCAAUCAAGCUUCGGAAAAAGAACAUCAUCCAGCGCAUUGGGAGGAUCGAACAGAUUUUGAUCGAGAAUUUCAGAAGACGCGAAGACGAGACAAGUCAGAUCUCCAUUGGCGCUGGCACUGGCACCUCCGUCACCAACACAACGUCCUCAGAUCCGUCUGUUGACAGUCUUGGCCGAAUCUUCCUGACAUCUUACAAACUUGGCGACAUCAAUGUCUUUCAUGGUGUACCAUACAUCACCCCAAAAGGCCAGAAAUGGAUUGGAUUCCGCCAUGAAGACAAUGCCUUCAACUGGCCUCAGAUCCCCCUGUGGCAGAACCAGCAAACCUUGUUCAAGCCAGGAUGUCUACCCCGGCCUAGUAUGCAAGAUUUACCUGCACGACAUCUUGUCGACGCGCUUUUUGCAUACUACCAGUCAUCGGGAUUCGCUGUCCAAUUACCACUCGUAGAUCCUGUGUUGUUCGCAUUAACCAUUGAUGAGGCGUACAGUUCAGAUAUCACUGACGAGCGCAGAGCGGCUCUGCUCAAGGCCUACAUCUUUGCUUUUCUGGCAACUGGUCCGUUGAUGGGCAACCAGAGACCUAACUUGAUACCUGACACUGAUGCCAGAGUCUAUGAGGUGGCCGAACAACUGACUCCAUAUAUUUACGCCGCUAGGGCCAGCACUGAAAUAGUAGACGCCCUGGUGAUGCUUGUAAUUUACCACUUCAGCUGUGGUAGUAUCCACGCCGCCGACAUCUCUCUGAGCUUGGCCUCCCGGCUCUUGUUCACGAUGGGCGCUCACUUGUAUCCAGGAAAGACCAUGGACGAGAGUCCCGAGGAACAACGCGAUCUGGAAACAAGGGCAGUCCUCCACCGCCGCGACCUGUUCUGGAUGUGCUUCACCUUGGACAUGGAAAUCACAUUCCGCACCGGUCGACCCCCAAUCAUGGCAUACACCUCUUGCGAUCUCACAUUUCCAGCGUAUUACCUGAAGCAAAUAUCACCCGGGUUCACCGGCGUCGCAAAGCUACCAGGCGACCUACGGUUGAGCAUCAUCAAGUCUAAGGCGUAUGAGAAGCUCUACUCCCCACACUCGCUCAAUAACUCCGACGCCGAGAUCCUCCGCGACAUCCGUGAACUCGACGACAUGCUGGAGAACUGGAGAUUGUCACUCCCACUCGAAUCCCGCCCGACGCUGUCCUUCUCCGAAGACACCAAAAUCACCCGCUCGCCGCAUAUUACCGCCGCGGACAUCAAUCCGAUUUUGACAAGGUUGGAGUAUCACCACUGCAUGACGACAAUUCACCAGGCGGGCAGUCGGUGUAAGACUUGGGCGGACAAUCGCAUGAUCGACCAAGGUUUAACUACCAGCAUGGAGCUGGCGCUGGAGUCGUCGAGGUCUUUGCUCAGCUAUCUCAAUAGCAUGGAGCCUAUCUUUCUGCCCAAUCUGUUCUGGAUCAUUCUUUUCUACCCCAUCUCCGCCGCAUUGGUGCUAUUCUCCAACAUCCUCCUCAAUCCGCUCAGCGCCUCCGCGGCCUGCGACCUCAAGCAGCUGGGCGAAUGUCUCGAAAUCGUGACCAAGAAGGUCCAGUUCAACUCAGGUCUCUCGGACAGUAAUCUGUCGCACAUGAAGCAUGUACGAUGUGCAGCCGAGGAGAUUUAUAGGAUGGGCCAGAAGGCCGUCGCACAGGCGAAGCAGGCGGAGGUGCAGGGUUCAAGCGCAGCGUCCGAGGCGCUGGACAGUGAGAUGGAAUAUAUGCAGAUUCAAUGAUGGAGGCUUCAUGGCGUGGAAUCAUUAGGGGUUAGGGUGGUCUAUUCUUUAUUGGGAGAGAGUCCACGAAUUCGAGGCUUUGGGCGCCAUAAAUCGGGAUGAAAGGGAUGGAGGAUAUGAUCCUCCGACUGAACGAUCGAUAAGUUUUGCUCUCAACGGCGUGGUGGGAUCGAGGCGGAUUCAAUUGGCUUACAACAUCAUAACGAAAAUGAAACACGUUGCACUAGAGAUUAUGAAAAUGUACAGGACUUGGAGGAACCUGGUAUGAGGAUCGGUACCUAGGCUACAGUGCGUAUUGCCUGGUCUGAAGCAUCUAAUUCUCAUAACACUGGAACAUGGCCGGC
Exophiala mesophila is the source of this 2383-nucleotide messenger RNA. RefSeq lists its product as uncharacterized. Gene Ontology annotation, biological process: DNA-templated transcription; regulation of DNA-templated transcription. NCBI's taxonomy places the organism in Eukaryota, Fungi, Ascomycota, Eurotiomycetes, Chaetothyriales, Herpotrichiellaceae. Bases 69 to 2039 code for a protein of 656 amino acids. Gene Ontology annotation, molecular function: zinc ion binding; DNA-binding transcription factor activity, RNA polymerase II-specific; DNA binding. The record is from RefSeq and is a predicted model, not a curated record. The transcript has 6 exons.